This is a messenger RNA of Linderina pennispora, 481 nucleotides long. RefSeq lists its product as uncharacterized. Gene Ontology annotation, molecular function: structural constituent of ribosome. Gene Ontology annotation, cellular component: mitochondrial small ribosomal subunit. NCBI's taxonomy places the organism in Eukaryota, Fungi, Kickxellomycota, Kickxellomycetes, Kickxellales, Kickxellaceae. The record is from RefSeq and is a predicted model, not a curated record. Gene Ontology annotation, biological process: mitochondrial translation. Bases 61 to 306 code for a protein of 81 amino acids. The transcript has 2 exons.
CUUUUUCCCUCUUGCCAGCGUCAUUUCUUUUUUCCUUUCUCAAUUCCACAUCACACAGCAAUGUCGGGUGUCAAUGUGCCGAAGCUCCGGGUCAAGCCCAAGAAGAUCAAGGGUAUCUCGCCGUGCGCCGUCGAAAUGUCCUCGCUGGUGACCUGCUGGGCGUCCACGUCCAUUGAUGAUGCCCGGUGCGCCGAGGUAGCAAAGAACCUGAUCUCAUGCAUGCAAAAGGCGAAGGCGCCAGGGAAGGCUCGGUCGUCCGUCAACUUCCACCUGGCCCGCUUGGGCAAGCAGGUGCUGGGCAAAUAAUCUGAGACCAUGUCGUUUUCAAUGCAACAGCUACCACAAAAAUUGGACGUACAAUACAGCUCGAUUAAAUCAUGUACAUACCAGCCGUGUGUUCUGGAUUGUGUCUGUCUAUGCAUUGCACGCCAAAAGCACCUGAAGGCUAAGCAGUGGGCUGAGCAGACUACACCGUGUCUUU